AAACAAAGGAAGACUGUAAGGUAUACCAAACAAAAUCUCCAUAUAUGAUCACAUCCUCCUCUCACACCUAAGUAAAGGGCGAGGUAUAACUUGAUUUAGGCCAUACUCAUAAUCACAACCUCCUCACACGGUCUAAGUAAGUUAAUUAGUAAUAUAAUUAAUCAAAAAAAUUCCAAAACGGACCGCUGAGCACAUAUGAGCCAAUUGAUGCACAAAUUCCAUGCAGUUGGAUUCCAUCGCCGCUAUACAAGUCCCCUUUUUAUUCUCUCGCCACCUAAGAAUUUAACCAAACGCACAACACACACCACAAUAACUCUCUCUCUCUCUCUCUCUCUCUCUCUCCCGAGUCUUCCUCAUCUAUGGAGGAUAAGAAGCAGCCACUUCUGUCGCCGAGAGACGAGUUUGGUGAUGCUGAUCGUGAUCAGCUACAUGACCACCUAGAGUCCUUCCCUGCAACCGCACACCCUUCUUUCAAUUCCAACGCCUCCUUCGCUCCCGAUGCCGACGACAUCUCUCCCAUCCUCGGCUUCCGCGACUUCUUCCGCGAGUUCUACAAAGAAACCAAGAAGCUGUGGUACCUCGCUGGCCCCGCAAUCUUCACCUCCCUCUGCCAGUACUCCCUCGGUGCCGUCACCCAAGUCUUCGCCGGCCAGGUCGGUACCUUAGAGCUCGCAGCCGUCUCCAUUGAAAACUCCGUCAUCGCCGGGUUCUCCUUCGGCGUAAUGCUUGGAAUGGGGAGUGCGCUGGAGACGCUGUGCGGGCAAGCUUUCGGGGCGGGACAGCUGGACAUGUUAGGGAUAUACAUGCAGAGGUCAUGGGUGAUUUUGAACACGACGGGCGUGGUCUUGUGCUUUCUAUACAUCUUCGCCCAACAGCUGCUCCGGCUGAUAGGGCAGACCGCUGACAUAUCGAAGGCGGCGGGAGUGUUCGCCAUCUGGAUGAUACCGCAGCUGUUCGCGUACGCCAUGAAUUUCCCGAUAGCGAAGUUCCUGCAGGCGCAGAGCAAGAUCAUGGUGAUGGCGGCCAUAGCCGCGGCGGCUCUGGUUCUGCACACGGUGUUCAGCUGGCUGUUGAUGCUGAAGCUCGGUUGGGGCCUGGUGGGUGGGGCCGUGGUGUUGAACGUGUCUUGGUGGCUCAUCGUGUUGGCACAGUUGGUUUACAUCUUUUCAGGGACUUGUGGUCGAGCUUGGGUUGGGUUCUCGUGGAAGGCCUUUCAGAAUCUUUGGAGUUUUGUGAAGCUGUCUCUCGCAUCUGCAAUCAUGCUCUGUUUGGAAGUGUGGUAUUUUAUGGCACUAAUUCUAUUUGCGGGGUAUCUAAAGAAUGCAGAAGUUUCCGUGGAUGGCCUGUCCAUAUGCAUGAACAUAUUGGGAUGGACGGUGAUGAUUGCUAUGGGCAUGAACGCAGCAAUCAGUGUGAGAGUUUCAAAUGAACUAGGAGCAGCUCACCCAAGAACAGCAAAGUUCUCAUUAGUGGUGGCCGUAGUGACUUCUUUUUUCAUUGGCGUUCUCCUCUCGCUCAUCCUCAUCAUCUUCAAAGACAAGUACCCCGCCUUGUUUUCAAGCGACUCGGAGGUUAAGGCUCUCGUGAAGCAGCUCACACCAUUGCUAGCAACCUGCAUUGUCAUAAACAACAUCCAGCCUGUUCUCUCUGGGGUAGCCAUUGGAGCUGGAUGGCAAGCUGCAGUGGCUUACGUGAACAUAGCUUGUUACUAUGUAAUUGGGGUUCCCUUGGGCCUAAUUAUGGGUUACAAGCUUGACUGGGGUGUUAAGGGCAUUUGGAUUGGGAUGCUGAUGGGGACAGUCCUUCAGACUUGCGUCCUAUUCGUGAUGAUUUAUAAAACCAACUGGAACAAGGAGGCUUCCAUAGCUGAAGAUAGGAUAAGGAAAUGGGGAGGGCAUGUCGAUACAGAUGACAAACAGAACAACGGUGGAAACAAAGUAGAAAUUUGAACCUCGAGAUUAAACAGAGUGCAGAGGUUGGCAAAAUUUAAUUACGAAGGGCAGUCAUAUCUAGAAAUAUGGCUCCACCUGCCAUUUUCAUUUCAGUGUAAGGAGCAAUCUUCUGCAACAAUUGGCAGCUUAGUCCUUCACUGGAGAUUUUGAGUUAUAAUAAAUUUGAGUACCGGAUCGGCCUGACCUAUGUGGAUGGGCCGGAAGAUCAGUGGCAGGGGAAGGGCUGAUCGUGUAAUUGCAAUAUAUGAUAAUGACAUUCAUAGUUGAAUUCAUUCA
Molecule: messenger RNA, 2228 nt
Organism: Prunus mume (Japanese apricot)
Lineage: Eukaryota; Viridiplantae; Streptophyta; Magnoliopsida; Rosales; Rosaceae
Product: protein DETOXIFICATION 29-like
Biological process (GO): xenobiotic detoxification by transmembrane export across the plasma membrane
Cellular component (GO): membrane
Molecular function (GO): antiporter activity; xenobiotic transmembrane transporter activity
Source: RefSeq, a predicted model, not a curated record